UAUUUUUUCAUAAAGUAAAAAAGUAUUUUCAUAAUCAGUGCGGUAGAAACUAAUUAACUAUUAGGAAUUAAUGUACUAUGAACCGUUUGGAUGAUCCUCCGGGUCUCAUGAAAGGCAGAAAACCAUCCUUCAUUGGAAUGAACGGGGGUCCAGAAACAGACGAUCAACAACGCUUAAGAUUCCAAGUUGAGUUAGAAUUUGUUCAGUGUCUUGCAAAUCCAAAUUAUUUAAAUUUUUUAGCACAGCGUGGUUACUUCAAGGACUCAACAUUUAUAAAUUAUCUGAAAUAUCUGUUGUAUUGGAAGGAGCCAGAGUAUGCAAAGUAUUUGAAAUACCCUAUGUGCUUGUACUUCUUAGAUUUAUUACAAUAUGAACACUUUAGAAGAGAAGUAGUAAACUCCCAGUGUACAAAGUUUAUAGAUGAUCAACAAAUUUUAUUAUGGCAACAUUACACCAGACGUAGGACAAGACUGUUACAAGCUGCAGCAGAACAAACGCAACAUGCAAAUCCUCAGAACAAUGGUAUUGUACAACCUAAAGUUCCUUGA
Messenger RNA from Habropoda laboriosa, 548 nucleotides. It is a transcript of the gene MED31, whose product is annotated as mediator of RNA polymerase II transcription subunit 31. Gene Ontology annotation, biological process: regulation of transcription by RNA polymerase II. The coding region runs from base 78 to 548 and encodes 156 amino acids. Gene Ontology annotation, cellular component: core mediator complex; mediator complex. The record is from RefSeq and is a predicted model, not a curated record. The transcript has 3 exons. Gene Ontology annotation, molecular function: transcription coregulator activity. NCBI's taxonomy places the organism in Eukaryota, Metazoa, Arthropoda, Insecta, Hymenoptera, Apidae.